AUGUCUUCUCUUCAUUUUCCUUGUCUUCUUUUUUACGUUUUUUCCUUCUUUCUCUUUUCUUUUCUUUUGAUUCUUUUUCCUUCAUCCAUUUUCCAUGCUUACUGGCUUCGUUUUGUUGUUUUCAAUUCCAUUUCUUCUUUAUUUCUCUUUUUCUUGCCUUUAAUUUUUUUUCCAUUUAUUUCUUUCCCUUUAAUUUUAUUUGUAACACCUGCUCCCACAUUUUGCCCUCACGUUUUUUUAGCCAUUUAUCUUUCUUUCUUUCAUUUUUCUUUCUUUCUUUCUUUCUUUCUUUCUUUCUUUCUUUCUUUUUUCUUUCUUAGCCGUGUAAAUAAAACUAUACGGGUUUGUUAUCGUUACUCUUCUUUAACUACUUUUUCUUUGGGUUUGAUUCUUUCUUUCUUUCUUUCUUUACCUGAAACAAAACUUCACGUCCCGUUACUCUUCCUGCCUAUAAAUCUUUCUUCCGUCGUUUCUUCACCUGUAACAAAAGUGUACAUCAUUUUCAGCUACUCUUCCUUCCUUCCUUCCUUCCUUCCUUCCUUCCUUCCUUUCUUUCUUCCAUCCUUCUCUCCUUCCUUUCUUCAUCUGGAACAAAAGCGCACGCCACAUUCGUUAUUCUUUCUUUCUUUCUUUCUUUCUUUCUUCUGCUGGAACAAAAGUGUCUCUUUCCGUUACUCUUUCUUCUUUCAUUUGUUUUUUCCUUCCUCCCCCUGGAACAAAAGCGCACGUCAUUUUCCGUUACUUUUCCUUCCUUCCUUUCUCCCUCCCUUCCUUCUUUCCUUCUUUUCUUCCUUCCUUCCUAACUUCCUUCUUUCCUUCCUACUUCCUUUCCUACUUUUCUUCCUACCUUCUUUCCUAACUUCCUUCUUAACUUCCUUCCUUCCUACUUUUCUUCCUACCUUCUUUCCUAACUUCCUUCUUAACUUCCUUCCUUCAUUCCUUCCUACUUUCCUUCCUACCUUUAUUCCUUCCUUCCUUCCUAUCUUCCUUCCUUUCAAAAAACAACCUUUUUCCUUUAAAUUUUUAUUCCUUCCUUCCUUCCUUUUCCUUCCUUCCUUCCUUCCUUCCUUUUUUCUUCCUUCCUUCUUCUCCUUCCUUUCUUCAUCUGGAACAAAAUCUUCGAAUCGCCACAUUCGUUUAUUUUUCUUUUUCUUUCUUUCUUUUCUUUCUUUCUUUUUCUUCUGGAACAAAGUUCUCUUUCCGUUACUCUUUCUUCUUUCAUUUUUUUUUCUUUCUUUUUUGAACAAAAGAAAAAAUUUCCUUUUUCUUUCCUUCCUUCCUUUUCUUCCUUGUUUCCUCUUCUUUCUUUUCUUUCUUCCUUUCUUCACAUGGUACAAAAGUUUCGUAUUUCGAUUCCUUCUUUCUUUCACCUGGGACAACAUUUUAAAAUUUGCCUUUCCGUUUUCCUUGGAUAUCUUCUUCUUUCUUUUUUCUUUCUUUCUUUCAUUUUAUUCUUCCUUCUUUAUUUCUUUCUUUCUUGCUUCCUAUCUUCCUUCCUUCUUUCACUUGGAACAAUCGCAUACGAUCCUUUCCGUUACCCUUUCCAUAUUUUCUUCCUUCCUUCAACUGGAACAAAAUUAUAACAAAAAGUAUGUGUCUUUUCGUUACUCACCAUUUUUCCUUCUACGCAUUCUUUCUUUCUUUCUUUCUUUCUUUCUUUCUUUCGUUACUCAUUCUUCCUUCUAUGCUUUCUUCCUUUCCUUCUUUACGUGGCACAAAACUCUCAUUCUAUCAAUUUAUCUAUCUAUCUCAUUUGUUCAUCUAUCUAUCUAUCUAUCUAUCUAUCUAUAUGAGAGAUGA
This is a messenger RNA of Acanthosepion pharaonis, 1800 nucleotides long. The record is from the annotation of a GenBank genome assembly. NCBI's taxonomy places the organism in Eukaryota, Metazoa, Mollusca, Cephalopoda, Sepiida, Sepiidae.